AUGGAUUCUGUUGAAGGAUUUCAACUAAAGCAUGGCUCACUGAUUGGUGGUGCAAGGAAGGGUUUUUUAUGCUUAUCUCUAAGACUCGCAGUUUUUGUGCAAGGCCUGUUAAAUAUUAUUUUAUUGCUUUCAGCGACGUCUGUAUUAUUCUCGGUUCCUAUUGGUUUACUGGGGUCUGACCAAGAAGAAGACACGUUUCCGUCAGGUAAUUCGUAUUUAGAAGUUCGACAUGGAUUUGGCGUAUAUGCUGUCAAUCUAAUGAAUAAAUAUUUGCCACGCGAUUUAUUACUCAUUAUCACUGAAAUAAUAAGUUCAUUGAGAAGUUCACCAAAAGAGGAGGCAUUUGUAGCACUCACGUUGUACUUAUCUAUAUUUUCAUCUUUGUUAUCUAUUUUUGGAGUUCUUAGAAAAUCAAUGGGAUUAAUUAAUUUUGCUAUCUUCUCAUUCUUGGCUUCUCAAUCAUUCACUAUAUUUGGAAUAUUUUAUGCCCCUAAAUUAGGUAAAUUAUAUGGUCUAAAGGUUUUAUCAAACCCAGUUGUAUUACUUUCGAUUCUGGUUUUCGCUAUGUUGUACACAAUGUGGUAUUCACAUUUGUUAUAUUCAUACUACAAGGUAUUAAGAGCCGGUGGAAACGGUGGUGAGUAUUUAUCUUACAGAGAAAUAAUUGACCGAAGAAACUUCUUACGCUGGAAGACUUGGAAAGAAAGAGAACUUGAGAGAGGAUCUCCAUACAAUCCUUCUUUUUCGAGGAGUUCAGAGAAGGAUAGAUUGCUUAAGUCCUCACGUUAG
Cryptosporidium ubiquitum is the source of this 789-nucleotide messenger RNA. RefSeq lists its product as uncharacterized. The record is from RefSeq and is a predicted model, not a curated record. The transcript has a single exon. Bases 1 to 789 code for a protein of 262 amino acids. NCBI's taxonomy places the organism in Eukaryota, Apicomplexa, Conoidasida, Eucoccidiorida, Cryptosporidiidae.